Molecule: messenger RNA, 747 nt
Organism: Uranotaenia lowii
Lineage: Eukaryota; Metazoa; Arthropoda; Insecta; Diptera; Culicidae
Exons: 1
Coding region: 1-747 (248 amino acids)
Molecular function (GO): nucleic acid binding; zinc ion binding
Source: RefSeq, a predicted model, not a curated record
AUGGUCCUCACCCUCAAAGGAACUGUCCCUCCUCCAUACAUAUACUUUGGGUUCAUCAGAGUCGCCACACGACCGUACUAUCCGAGACCACUUCUAUGUUACAAGUGCGGAAAGUACGGGCACUCUAAAAACCGCUGCCCGGAUGCUCCUAUCUGCCUUGACUGCGGUUUCCCUAGCCAUCAUGACCCUUGCCCAAAUCGCCCACUCUGCAUCAAUUGCCGCGGGAAUCAUUCCGCCAAAAACAAGUCGUGCCCCGUAUACAAACAGGAAGAAGCCAUCAUCCGCCUGAAAGUCGACCAUGGCAUCACCCAAACAGAAGCUGCAAAAAUUUACCAGGAACGUGUUAACUACAAUCAAAGACCUCAAAAUAUCCCAAAUGCCGAUUCCGAAAAAGAUAAACGCAUCCGUGACCUUGAACUUCUUGUUACAAAGUUACGUGAAGAACUGGACCAAUUGAAAGGCAACAACAACGACAACGACUCAACACUGGUUACCAUCUCUCCUUCCUCCCAGGAGACCGAGGAUUCUGAAUCUGAUACCGAAGGACAACCAAAAACCCGAACCACCCAGAGCAUCACAUCAACCCCCAAACGAAACCGGAACAAUUGCUCGAUAGAUAGCCCACCAGAAAACACUUCGGAAGCCGGAAACAAAAAAACAAAACGCCCCCAAACGACACCCCCAGAAACACAAGGUAAACCCCCCCCGGCCUUUCCCAAACCAAACGGUAAGUCCACUCAACAUUAA